This is a messenger RNA of Aspergillus steynii IBT 23096, 1489 nucleotides long. RefSeq lists its product as uncharacterized. The record is from RefSeq and is a predicted model, not a curated record. Bases 152 to 1282 code for a protein of 376 amino acids. Lineage: Eukaryota; Fungi; Ascomycota; Eurotiomycetes; Eurotiales; Aspergillaceae. The transcript is spliced from 2 exons.
UGCCCGUUGACAGUCGAAGAUUGACUGCUACCUGGACAUUAGCUAUGGAUAGAAGCGCAGAGCUAUAUAAGAUGCACGAAUCCCCGUUCAGUCCUGGGGCAGAAAGUCUGUAUCGUUGGAUACCUGCUAGGCCCCGUUAAAAACCGCCAGGAUGGCAGAUGAAACCGAUUUCAAGAGCGAUUUGUACAAAGUCUCUGUCUCUCCGUUUGUCCUAGAGCGAAAUGGACAGUAUGACAACGCCAUCACAGCAUACCGCAAUGCGACCGAGAUAUUGGAUGUGCUGGUAAAGAAAUUGAAGAAGUCGACGGCCCCAAAGAUCAAUCGAAAGAUGUUUGAGCGACAAAUCAAAGUGCAUAGUGAGCGACUGGUAUACCUCGAGGGGUUGAAAGCCAAAGGAAGCUUCGACAGCAUCGUAUUGCCUCCCACCGUCCUGGACGCAGUGGCGGAAUUAGAAGCAACGGAAGGACCGAGAACAUUAACGCAGGGCCUUCGAAAAGAGAAACUCGAGUCCAGCCCGGCUCCGGCGCAUCUUCAGGCGCUGCUGAACCCGAAUUCCGAGCAAAUCCCCUUCUUCAGUCCGACGCUUGAUCCCUCAAUGCCGCCGAUCACCUACCGGAUCACACACUCCUCUGAGCUGGUUGCCCUCGGGAUGCGAUCACAUUGGUAUUUCGUCAAGGAUGCCAGCAACACUCACGUUCUCUACGGGCUCCAGUUCGUCUGGAGUGAUAGCGUGCCUAUCGUCAACGCGGUGCUUCGUCGAGCCGGCGAGUUCCUACCGGGUAUGGGCGCCGUCGGAGUGCGUCUUCGGAAAACGCCCGGCGGCAGCUUUCGCGUCGAAACUACGACCCUGCCGGACAUUGGGGCCGUCAUGGAGACCCCCGACGGCGCGAAGCAUCGGAAGGAUUGGUCCCCGCGGCGAUUCACGUAUGGCGGUAGGAACUUCGUAUGGAAGAGCGGAGAGAAGCGCAUGUUCAACGCGUUUUCCUGGGAAACGCUCUACGAGACCAAGCGAGUGUGGGCCAAAGAAGGCAGUCAGACCGGGAAGAUGGAGGACGAGACGGUUGGGCCGCGACUCUGCUGGGGUGAGAAGAAAGGAGGUAGCGGCGCGGACCACACCAUCUAUAUGGCCCACGGGCUGGACAUAUAUUUCCGAGAGCAUUUGCUGGCCGUGCAGUUGGCAAGACUGGCGCGGACGAGUUAUCCCCCGGCCAAAGACACAUCGGGCGUCGAGGCGGUUGGGGCGGGUUUCGCACUGGUCGGGUUUCUGGAAGCUAUCUCUUAACUCAAGCAGAGAUAUCCCUGCCAAAAUGCCAGUUCAUACGACAGAAUUGCGCUUGCUAGGCAAAGAGUCGUAGCUGAAAAUCACCGGCCAGCCCCGUGCACGCGGCAUGCCAAUAGACUUUGGCCGCCAUGAAUCCAAGGCAAGGCUCGGAACUAGAACGGGGCCUUCAUGAUGAGGUCAAAUCAUACUGCGAAGACAGGUCAGAGU